CACGCACUACGAUCCCACACAAAAAAUGUUUGCCAAAAUUCUUGCCCUCGGAGCCGUAGUGGCUGCUGCCCAGGCUGGUCUGCUCGGCCAUGGCCACGGAUACUCCGUGUCUUCGCAGCACAACGUAGUGCACCACGACACCCACUACGACAACCAUUACGCCCCUGUGGUCCACGCUGCCCCUCUUGUCCACGCCGCCCCUGUGGCCCACCUCGGAUACGCUGACCAUGGUCAUGAGGACUACUACUCUCACCCCAAAUACCACUACUCGUACUCCGUGGAGGACCCUCACACCGGCGACCACAAGUCCCAGCACGAGAGCCGCGACGGAGACGUCGUGAAGGGCGAAUACUCUCUGCUCCAGCCCGAUGGCUCCUUCCGCAAGGUCGAGUACUCCGCUGAUGACCACAAUGGCUUCAACGCCGUCGUCCACAACUCCGGCCCCAGCCACCAUGUGUACCACUCCCAGCACCACCAUUACUAGAUCUCUAAAAGCAUUAGCUGUAUCAACCAUGUCUAUUUAUUCUCGCUGUGAUCUUCAUGUACAUAAUGUACUAUCGAUUUAAUUAGUCAUUAAAAUAGUACAAACAA
Molecule: messenger RNA, 591 nt
Organism: Ostrinia nubilalis (European corn borer)
Lineage: Eukaryota; Metazoa; Arthropoda; Insecta; Lepidoptera; Crambidae
Product: cuticle protein 7-like
Exons: 4
Coding region: 26-484 (152 amino acids)
Cellular component (GO): extracellular matrix
Source: RefSeq, a predicted model, not a curated record